GGUAGGAAGCAGGGGAAGCAGUAGAGCAGAAGAGGAGAGGAAUGAUGGAUUGAGAGGGAGGAAGAGAAACCGCAGGGCAGCGCUGAUCUUUGACGAAUGACGGACGGGAGGACUUGAGGAGGGAGAAGGCAGACGCUCCGACGGAGUGCGAGAGACGGGAUGAUUUACGUUUAAAGUGACGGGUUCCCCUGCAGCCUGGCCAGUCCUUCAAGUUCACUGUUCUGGAGACUCUGGACCGAAUUAAGGAAGAGUUCCAGUUCCUCCAGGCUCAGUACCACAGUCUGAAGUUGGAGUGUGAGAAGCUGGCCAGCGAGAAGACGGAGAUGCAGAGACAUUACAUCAUGUACUACGAGAUGUCAUAUGGACUGAACAUUGAAAUGCACAAACAGGCGGAGAUCGUGAAGAGGCUCAGCGCCAUCUGCGCUCAGAUCAUCCCCUUCUUGUCCCAGGAGCACCAGCAGCAGGUGGUCCAGGCCGUAGAGAGAGCCAAGCAGGUGACCAUGGCCGAGCUCAAUGCCAUCAUUGGGCAGCAGCAGCUCCAGCACCUAUCCCAUCACACCCCCGGUAUUCCGCUGACCCCUCACCCCUCCGGCCUGGCCCUGGGGGCGGGCUCCGGGCUGCUGGCCCUCACCGGGGCCCUGGGGGUCUCCGCCCACCUGGCCAGCAAGGACGAGCGCAACCACCUGGACUCGGAGCACCUGAGAGAGGGAGCACCGAGCAGGAGUAAGUCGGUGUCGUCGACGGACAGCCAGCCCACAGAGGAGAGACAGGGGCCCUCGGGGGGCUACGCCCCGCAGGGGGGGGUGGACGCCAAGAGGAGGCGCUGUGAGGAGAAGGACACGCAUCCUUCACACUACGACAGUGAUGGGGACAAGAGCGAAGACAACCUGGUGGUGGACGUCUCUAACGAGGAGCCCACCUCCCCAGCGGGCACCCCCCCUGCCUCCCCCCACGGAAACGGGCUGGACCGAGCCCCCACCCUCAGGAAGGAGCUGCCCGGGACCCCCAGCCCUCCUGCGGCCCCCUCGCCACCCCCACCUCACACCCCCUCACCUGGAAAGGCCAAAGACCCAACACAGGUGGAGAAGUCUCAGUCCCCCUCCUCGAAGUCGGACACCCCGUCCCCCUCCCGCCGCGAGGCCUUGACCCCCGGCCCCCCCGGGCCCCCUGGCCCCAGCACCUCCUGCCUGCGCCUCGCCAGCAAGCCCGCCUCCUCCACCGACCCCCUGGCCCUGCGCAGCCCCCUGUCCGUGCCCCCUGGCUCGUACCCGGCUCAUUUCGGGGUGGUGUCCCACGCGGGCCUGAACGGGGAGCUGGCCAAUCCCGGGGGCUUCGGGGGGGCCCUGACCCUGUCCCCCCAAAUGAGUGGUGCCUCCAGCGCCUACACACGCAGCCCCAUGGUGGCGUAUGAGUCCCGUUCCCAUCUCAGGGCCCCGGGGCUGUCCUCCUCAUUGCCUGGAGCCACAGGUGGAAAGCCGGCGUACUCCUUCCACGUGAGCGCAGACGGGCAGAUGCAGCCGGUGCCCUUCCCCCCUGACGCCCUGCUGGGCCCGGGCAUCCCGCGCCACGCCCGGCAGAUCCACAGCCUGAGCCACGGAGAGGUGGUGUGCGCCGUCACCAUCAGCGCCUCCACCCGCCACGUCUACACCGGCGGCAAGGGCUGCGUGAAGGUGUGGGACAUCAGCCAGCCCGGCAGCAAGACCCCCAUGGCCCAGCUGGACUGCCUGAACAGAGACAACUACAUCCGGUCGUGUAAGCUCCUCCCCGAUGGGCGGACCCUGAUCGUUGGAGGCGAGGCCAGCACGCUGUCCAUCUGGGACCUGGCCACGCCCACGCCGCGCAUUAAGGCGGAGCUAACGUCCUCGGCCCCCGCCUGCUACGCCCUCGCCAUCAGCCCCGACAACAAGGUGUGCUUCUCCUGCUGCAGCGACGGCAACAUCGUGGUGUGGGACCUGCACAACCAGACGCUGGUCAGGCAGUUCCAGGGCCACACGGACGGGGCCAGCUGCAUCGACAUCUCCAACGACGGGACCAAACUGUGGACGGGGGGGCUGGACAACACGGUGCGCUGCUGGGACCUGAGAGAGGGGAGACAGCUGCAGCAGCACGACUUCACCUCCCAGAUCUUCUCUCUGGGGUACUGUCCCACAGGAGAGUGGCUGGCCGUGGGGAUGGAGAGCAGUAACGUGGAGGUUCUGCACGUCUCCAAACCCGACAAGUACCAGCUGCACCUCCACGAGAGCUGUGUGCUCUCGCUCAAGUUCGCCUACUGCGGCAAGUGGUUUGUGAGUACAGGGAAGGACAAUCUGCUGAAUGCAUGGAGGACGCCUUAUGGAGCCAGCAUAUUUCAGUCCAAGGAGUCCUCGUCGGUCCUGAGCUGUGACGUGUCUCCGGAUGACAAGUACAUCGUCACCGGCUCCGGGGACAAGAAGGCCACCGUGUACGAGGUGGUCUACUGAGGCCUGACCGGAGGGGGGGGGG
This is a messenger RNA of Conger conger (European conger), 2481 nucleotides long. It is a transcript of the gene tle2b, whose product is annotated as TLE family member 2, transcriptional corepressor b. Gene Ontology annotation, cellular component: nucleus; transcription regulator complex. The coding region runs from base 324 to 2459 and encodes 711 amino acids. Gene Ontology annotation, biological process: negative regulation of canonical Wnt signaling pathway; regulation of DNA-templated transcription. The transcript has 20 exons. The record is from RefSeq and is a predicted model, not a curated record. NCBI's taxonomy places the organism in Eukaryota, Metazoa, Chordata, Actinopteri, Anguilliformes, Congridae. Gene Ontology annotation, molecular function: transcription corepressor activity; protein binding.